Messenger RNA from Cladocopium goreaui, 2589 nucleotides. Lineage: Eukaryota; Dinophyceae; Suessiales; Symbiodiniaceae. The record is from the annotation of a GenBank genome assembly.
AUGGAUCCUGACUUACAAAGGGAGUUUGUGAGAGACAACAUGGACGCAGAUCUUCAAUUCAUCUUAGGUGAAUCUGGAGUAGAGCUUGAAAAUCAAGCGGCCAUUGCCCGUCACUACGGCUCCCUUCGAAAGUUCAGUGCACUUGGUGAUGAUCGUGCAUCAAUACGUACAGCUUGUUUACACGACUUUGCAAUUCCGGCUGAUACGCCCCAAGCGAGAGCCCAGACAGCUUCAGUGGUAGCAGCAUGGGAAACGGCAAAGGAAUACAUGGCAAAGGAGAUUGAACUCAAAGCCGAGGCCAAAAUUUUGGGCCAACCGAGAGUGUUGCAAAUACAUGAGAGGCAAGCCAUGAUUCGUGCAGUUGAACUGGUACAUGGAUCAUUGAAUGAUGCUGAAUGUCCCUCUUCGGACUACUUGUCGAUUAAAGCUGAAGAGACGGAGUGCAAUGAGCCGACAGCGGCGCCAUUGGAUGAGAUUGUGAGUAAACAAGCGUCCACUAACUCUCAGAUACAAUUGGCAGUGGACACAACAGGGCACAUUAGGGUGACAAGGACAAAGACAAAGGCCAAGAUGCCUUCUUCAACUGAAGAGUACAGGCGUGUCAUGAAAGUGGAGAUGUUCUCAUGGCUUUGCAUGUCAUCAAGGUACAAGUCAAAACACUGGUUACAUGGUUUGACAUCGACCCCGUUUCUCAAGUUCACGGAGUUCAUCCUGGGCGACAGGGUGUAUGGAUUACAGAUACCAUCAUCCACGGGGGACAACAGUCAACAGAGGGUCAAACCAGACUGGACAGUGAUUUUGGCGUUUGAGCACAAGCUCCGAAAGGAGGCAAUGAAGAAGGUCCACAAUGGACACACAUUGGCGGACGCUUUGGAGGCAGUCAUUCGUGACCCUGACUUGAAGGAGGCCUACUUCACGACACCAAUGGCCUUGAAGGCAUCUAUGCCAGAGCCUCAGCCCUUCAAAUAUCAGCGCUUCAACAACAAAGGAAGCUUUCGAGGCAAGCAGUUCUCCACUUACUCCAAAGGAAAAGGCAAGGGAUCCAAAGGAAAGACAAAGGGCAAAUCCAUGGACACGAGGCUCAAAGGAUUGAGUUUAGCAUGGAGAACGCCAGAUGGAAGGGAGUUGUGCUUCGCUUGGAACACAGGUGCAGAUUUGGCAGCAGAAGGUGUCAGGCGCCUCAUGUCUUGGAGGGACAGCAUGCAAAGCCGUUCAAAGCGUGAACAGACACGUCGAUGCAACCUCAGUUUUGAGUUCAUUAGGCAUCCUGGUGCGCAGUUUGGGCGCAGUUUGCAAGAAGAGUUUGAAGACAUUGUGAGAGAGAAUCCUGCUUACAUUUUGGACAUUGCCAAACGUCGUUUGAAGAGGCGGUCAAAGACGCUUCGAAAUCGCCUGCGUUCAUGGAACAAGUUCCGAGAUUGGCUCUUGGCUUUGUCAGGUACGGUCUGGCCUAAGACCCUAACACCCUUGAUUGCAUAUGUGGAAGAAAAGAUUCAAGAUGGUUGCAGUUUUUCCUGUGUCAGCGAGUUUCAUGCGUCGUUCACCAUUUUGGAGCAACUGGGGAAGGUGCCAGAGGACAAGAGGUUGUCGAAUGACCCAGUUUGGUUGGGCCAUGUUGCGAGCUGGAAGUUGGAGCUAGAGCUUGAGUCUAGGCGAGAUGCUACCUUGAGUGGCUACGACUGGCUUGGGACUGGCUUGGAGCUUACCUCACAUGAGAGUUUUCAAUACAAAAGGGAUUACUUGGUUCCUGCUCCAAAUGCUGCCUUCGAUGGUUUUGUGCCGAAGAUUGUAGAACCUCCGAGCUUGUCCAUCUCAAUUCGUAUCGUUUUGGGCAGGCUUGGUACCCCGAAGUUCCAAGAUGGUUACUGGCGUGUGAACAUGAGCAUGCUCCUGGCGCCAGGUGAUGUUUUGCUUUUCUGGACAGGUCACAGCCCACGCCAUUUCCUGAACCAAGCGGCCCUGGCCUUAAACAUCAGCAAAGAGAGGAGAGACUUUCUAGGAAGGUGGUCAAUUGGGAAGUCGGGCAGUAACACCUACAUUCACACGGCGCGUCAAGUCGUCGAAGAGGUUCAACACCAGGUCGUGAGCUCAUUGGUCAAUGGGACUGCUUGCAUUGAUGAGUCAGAAUUGUUGGAUGAACUGGCAAAAUUCUCAGAUGAACACAACACGGUGGGCCAUCGCAUCCGCCGUCGUCAUGCCCAGCAGCUUCACCGGGACUUGCAGCAGGGACCUUUCGAUGAAGGUGAGUCGGGAGCUGAGGAGCCAGAUGUAGAUAUGUCAAUUGAUACGGAAGACCAUUUUCAGGCCCUUCAACCGCAAGGUUCGCAGGCAAAGUAUUUUGUGACAGUUUCCAGAAGGACAGGGGUGAGGCGUUUGCAUGCUUACUUCAAGUGCCCAGUCAGGACACAACGAUGUUUGGAGACAUAUGAUGUGGAAAGAGUGGAUGAAGAAACAUUUGAUGCAAUGUGUGCCAUUUGCAAGCGUCGUUUGAAGGUUGAUCAGGGCGAAGCCCAUUCAGAUUCAAGCAGUACCUCUGGAGAUUCAUCCUCCACAGAGGUGGGUGAAGAGGCAGACAAUGAAAACGAUUAG